AUGGGGUGGUCAUCGCUUAAACCCAGUUCAGCCGAACUUAUUGGCCUACUUCAAGUUGAAGACAAACAGCGAUUGGAACAGAUUUAUUGCCUUCACAUCCAUCCCAAAGCUUUAGUUGUUGCUGCUUGGUUUGCCACCGAAUGCAGUGACAUUUUAUUGCCACAGAGCAAAGCUGUUACUAACUAUAAGCUCCACAAGUCUGUGCAGCAGCAACUGGCCGUUGAUCUGCUGCAAAGGGCAUGUUUUGAGCUGAUAAAUAACAUUGACACGGAUGACGAUUUGGAUGAAUACUUGUUCACUCGCACGCAUAUUGAAUUGAAUGAAAUUUCCAAAGAGAAGUAUCCUGGGAAGAGAGUAUGGUCUACUUAUGUGAAAAAGGGGCAUAAAGAACUGAAGGAAAAAUGGACAAAAUUUGAGACCAAGUGGAAGCCGCUGAUAGACUCAUGGCGAAGAUCCGAAACAGGAAGUAAACAUGUAAUAAUGUUGGAGCAGGUACGCCAAGUGUGUGUUUCUUACAUGAAGCAGCUGCAAAUUGCAAAGAAGAUGGACCACCUUGUGUUUCAACAGCUAUAUAAACUUGUCACUCAGCUUUGUCUAGCAGCUAAGACAGAUCAAAAGCAGUUGCUAAUUGUUACUCCCUUUAUGGUAGUGAGGUCCUUUACUGGCAUUCCAACUUCGUGGUUACUUCCGGUUACAAAACCAAAAUUAUUUCCGAGGUUCACAAGAAGGGUUGUGGGGCAAGAACUUGCUAAAUUUGCAGUCACCACUGCCUUGUUAAACCGUAGAAAGUCUAUCACUAGCCCAUGUGGUUCAUUUCUUUUUCUUUAUCAUCCUGGUUGUGGCAGGACAAAGCUUGCAAAAGCUAUUGCUGAGCAAGUUUUUGAUGAUAAAGACAUGUUGACUGAAUUUGACAUGUCAAAAUACAAUGGCUCUGAGUUUAGGGAACAACUCACUGGAGUUUGCAUCACAAGACACCUGCUGAGGGACAUUGCAUGCUUCUUUACACCGAAGCGGAUCAUCUUAUAACCAUCUGAAGCUGCAGUGGGAGUUAUAGCAUUUGAGAACCGUUACACUUAUACUAAGGUAAGGUACAAUGGCGAUGAGCAAGCUCUCGAGAUAAUGCUAUACACCAUUUUCUUUCUAGAUGGAAUUGAAGAGGCUAGUGGUUCUAAUUUGAAAGCUCUGAUUUCACUGCUUGAUCAUGGUCUGAUAAUUGAUGAUCAUGGACAUAAGGAAACAAACGCUUCAUUGAUUUUCUUCAUGAGGUCCAAAAGCGUUUUACUUAAGCUGAAGAGAUAUAAGGAAAACAAAAAUUUCAGGUUAGAACUGCUGAAUCGCGUGGAUGAAAUAGUAUUAUUUAACCCUUCUAUUCAUGCUGAUCAACUUAAAUCUUUUUUAAGGCUUUCAAUGCCAACUGCUGGGGGAUUGGAGGCUGUUACUUUCAAAGAAUCAUUUAGGCACUUGUUUAUGCCUAAUAAUAAAAAGGUGAUUAUCAAUAAUAGUGUAAAAUGA
Messenger RNA from Ziziphus jujuba (common jujube), 1512 nucleotides. Its product is annotated as chaperone protein ClpB1. The record is from RefSeq and is a predicted model, not a curated record. Gene Ontology annotation, molecular function: ATP binding; ATP hydrolysis activity. The transcript is spliced from 9 exons. NCBI's taxonomy places the organism in Eukaryota, Viridiplantae, Streptophyta, Magnoliopsida, Rosales, Rhamnaceae. Gene Ontology annotation, biological process: cellular response to heat. Gene Ontology annotation, cellular component: cytoplasm.